AUGGGUUCUCUUCGCAAGCAUCAAACAUUUUCUUCCACCACUCCCCAAUUUUUCCAGAUAAUUUUGGAGGACACUUCUAGAGAUAUCAAAAUUAGAAUUCCAAAGAAAUUUGUCAUGAAAUAUGGACAAGAUGUAUCAAAUUCAGCUCGUCUUAAGCUUCCGAGUGGUGCUGAAUGGCAAGUGGAAUUGACAAGGUGCAACGGUAAGGUUUGGUUUGAAAAGGGUUGGCCAGAGUUCUCUAAGUUCUUCUCUUUAGACUACGGUAACUUCCUAGUUUUUCGAUAUGAAGGGAAUUCUGUAUUCCAAGUAUGCAUAUUUGAUAGAACUGCCACAGAAAUCGAUUACCCCAUAGCAAUGCCCGGGAUGGAAGAGACGGAUCAUGAAGAUGAAGAAGGUGAUGAUAUAUCUAUUGAAAUCUUGGAGGAUUCUCCACUGGUACCCCGCCCGGAAGUUAAGAGGGAGAAAUCUCCAUUACCAUGUCCUCCAUCAUACAAAAAAAUGAGAACAAGUUGGAGUGAUAAAACAGUUGAGACGAUGUCUGAAAAUGAUGUCGGAGGCUCAUCGCCUACACGAAAAUGCUUAAAUAGAACACUUGAGGAUCUUGGGGAGUUUCAAUCACUGAAUAAUGAUGAGAAGGCUCGAGCGCUUUUGGGUGCUGAUGGUUUUAUAUCUGAAAAGGCUCACUUCAAGGUUGUCAUGCAACCUUCAUAUGUUCAACAAAGUUAUUUGGGUUUGCCAGCGAAAUUUUUUAAGGAAAAUCAAAUCAAGGCCGCUGCUUAUGUCACCCUUCGGGUUUCAAACGGAAAAACUUGGUCAGUGAAGUUCAAUUAUGAACAAUCAAAAGCCACACUCCAGCAUGGUUGGCUUGCAUUUGUAAAGGACAAUUGUCUCAAAGUCGGUGAUGUGUGUGUCUUUGUCUUGAUUAAGGACAUUAAUCUUUUAUUUCAAGUUGAAAUUUUCAGGGCUACAAUCUUCCCCGUGCUAGCAGGGCAUAGUAGAGGAGCAGCUGUACAUGUAGAAGAUAAUAGAAGCUCAAUGAAAGUGGAAUCUGAUUGCGGCAUGGACUGUGGUAUGGCUUCUGUUAAUCCUUCUCCUCUUGAUAUUGGCAAUAAGAACAAAGGAUCAGAAACUAGUGGGGAAGUUGCUGAAAGGCAUUGCUCAUUUUUGAGGGUUCCUAGGGAUAACCUCGAAGCAGCCAGCAAGUUCAUUCCAAAAAAUCCCUUCUUUCGAGUCACUAUUAGGGCUUAUCACCUUGCGAGGUCAGGUGUGAAUGUACCAGCCAAUUUCAUGAAGAAAUCCAUAAAGCGACUACAGGAGAAACAAACAGUGAUGCUUCAAGUUAAAAAUAGUUUAUGGCCUGUGAAUUUGGUACCUCGUACUCAAGGAUCAGCUGGCAGACUUUGUAGUGGUUGGAUAACAUUUGCCAGGGAACAUGAUUUGAAAGAAGGUGAUGUUUGUGUUUUUGAGCUUAUGGAGAUGAAAGCCAAUAAUAUUGUACUGGAAGUUCACAUUUUUAGAUGUGAUUAGGGCUAGUGUACGUCCUUUUGAGGAGUUCAACAAUCACAUUUUGGUAUCCUAUAGUUUUUUUAUGUGGAUUUAGGUUCUGUGUUUGUUCAUGAAUCAAUAUGUACGGUCAUUAUAUUACGAAUAUGAUUUUUAUGUUCUUCU
Molecule: messenger RNA, 1668 nt
Organism: Fragaria vesca subsp. vesca
Lineage: Eukaryota; Viridiplantae; Streptophyta; Magnoliopsida; Rosales; Rosaceae
Product: B3 domain-containing transcription factor VRN1-like
Exons: 6
Coding region: 1-1527 (508 amino acids)
Molecular function (GO): DNA binding
Source: RefSeq, a predicted model, not a curated record